AUGGCUAUAGAUAAGAAAUUGGUCUCAGAAAAAAAUUCUAUUUCGGGCAGUUCGACAAAUACUUCCAAAACUGUUGCUAUCAAUAAGUCUGAUACAGAGUUAGAAAUCACUGGAGAAUUAGAGGAACCAAGCUUUAAAUUAACAAUUAAUCUUCCAAAUUCUCCGCUGAAAACUUAUGUUUUCGCAAAUUCUAGUGAGUUGGUUCAAGAGAUCCGACAGUUUAUAAUAGAAUCUCCGGAAACUUUUUCGCAUACUUGUUUCUUUCUAUCUUGGAAAGGAAAGAGAUUAAACGAUUAUAAGGAACUACAGGAAGAAGGCAUAACUCAAGAUUGCGAACUUGAUUUAGUUGAGGACGCAUAUACUGAACGUGAGGCUCGCAUUCACAUAAUUCAUCUAAGAGAAAUUCUUGCUGGACCUUUCAAACAAGAUCCGUCAUCCAUUGGACUUGAUUCUGGGUUAUCUUUUUUAUCUGCUGUAACUCAAAGCAAUGAAAAAUCUUCCAAUACAAAUCAAACGAAUGGAAAAUUCGUAAAAAAGCCAGAAGAUGAAUCAUUGGCGGAUCAAUCACUGAAAACCCCUUUUACCGGCUAUGAAUUUGGAAAUCCUUCCCUCGCAAAAUUUAUUCCAGAUAAUUUUCAGCGUAUUCCUAUAAAAUGUUUGGGAAGUUUACACUUGUCUGGAUGGAAUCCAGUUCCAUUUGAAAGACGAACGCGAGGCGAUUUAUUAUAUUUAAGCGUGACAACGAUCGAAGGAGAUACGCGGCAUAUUACUGCGUGUGUUAAGGGAUUUUAUAUAAACAAAUCAACAAAUACACAUUUUGAUCCAAGUCCUCACUCAGAAUUAGAAAAAUUUCAAGCACAUUCUUUAAUUACCCUUCUUCAAAAAAUUUCACCUAGUUUUCAGCGAAAUUUUAAAGCUUUACAAGAAUAUAUCGGUCGCUUUCAUGUAUUUGAAACGAUUCCAGUCAACAAUUGUUUACCUGCUUAUUCUUGGAUGGUGAAACCAACAAAACAUACACAUGAUUUAAGUCGUGCCGAUGAACUUUAUUUAAAUUAUGGAACUGAUGCGGUCGAUUCACUCCGUGAUUGGAAUGAUGAAUUUCAAACGCAGCGUGAAUAUCCUCGAGCUGAUCUUAAAGAUCGUGUCUUGCGCGAGCGACUACUCAAUAAAAUUCAAGCAGAUUUCACUGAUAGUGCAGUCAAAGGAGCUAUAUCUGUAGUGAAUGGCAAUGCAGUCCCUUUUAAUCCUCGAGAUCCGGAAGAAGAGCAUAUGUACGUUUAUAAUAACAUAUUCUUUAGUAAAGCUUUUGAUACACGAGGAAAUUUCGCAAAUCUUGGUGGAAAUGAUGCUGCACAUGUGGCUACUGGAAAAGAUUUGGAAGGAAUAAGAAAAAUGAAUUCAAUCGAUAUUGAGGGACUGUAUACAUUAGGGUGUGUUGUUGUUGACUAUAAAGGUACUCGCAUAGUAGCCCAAACUAUUGUACCAGGGAUUUUUCGACGUCAAGAUGAUUCUAUUAUUUAUGGCUUUUUCGAUAAUGGGAGAGAUGAGCCGAGACUUUGCUCGGAUCCGCAAUUUCAUGAAAUACUUAGAAAAGCAGCCAAAGCAUUGCACAUUGCAGAACAUAGUGUGAGUGAUGCAAAAGGUAAUACAGUUAACCUAUACACCUCUCUUGAAACCAAGGGCUUGAUGGGCGAUGAUGGACGUCGAUAUCUUUUCGAUUUAUAUCGCUUGAACCCAAUUGAUAUUGAAUUUCAGGAGAAAGAAUGCUCUUCAAAAGAAGGAAAUGAUAUUCCUCCUUAUCCUCAUAAACUGACUCUUCUAAGACCAGAAUUGAUUGAAUUCUUUUGGGAAAAUAAAUGUCGAGCAUGGGCAAAAGAAAAACGAUUAAACAAACAAGAGCUUGAAGGUUUGGAAAAAAAUAACCUUACCGAUGAUCAAGCAGAAAAUGAUGAGUUUGAUUUAGCGCUUAAUGCUGACGCAUUCACGGAUUACAAACAGCCCGCAGGCGAGGAGCAUGGAGCGAAAAAAGCUGUAGACGAAGAGAACGUGAGGUCAGCAUCAAAAUUUCUACGGGAUACCAUGAUCCCCACUCUGAUGGUGGAGUUCGCAACUUUUUCUUCAUCUCCUAUUGAUGGUGCAUCACUUACAAAGGCAAUGCAUCGCCGAGGUAUAAAUAUGCGAUACCUUGGAGUGAUAGCUUCAAUGGCAAGUGAUUCACAAGAUAAAAAUAUGGAACAUAUCAAGCAUUUAGCUACACACGAGAUUAUUGUCAGAUCAACAAAACGUAUAUUGCGUGAUCUUCUUCGAGAUGUUCCUCAUGUAGCUAUACAGCAUUGUGUAACUCAUUUUUUGAAUUGCCUUCUCGGGACAUCGUAUAAUCCAAAACCACAACCAACACUACCGACCGAUCAAUUAAUAGGAGAACAUCGGCGGUAUCUUUAUUUUAAAAUGACACCAGAAUCACUGGUUCAGCAAAUUCGAGAUAUAGCUCUUUUACAUUUUAGAUAUCAAUUAUCAGAAGAUUUUGUUGAAAAAGAUGUUCGAAAGCUUCCUUUAUUACGAGAAAUAUGUCUGAGAAAUGGCAUACAACUUAUAUCACAAGUUUAUCAUUUCACAAAGAAAAAAUCACACAAGAAAGACUCAAAAAAUAAAAAGAGACCUACAACUUUCUUACCAGAAGAUGUCUUGAAUUUAUUACCGACAGUCAAACAAGCAAAUACUAAGUGCACGUUUGCUGAAGAAGCUUUUGAGGCCGGUAAAUUAAUGAUAGCACAAAGUCAACGUGAAACAGGAGGUGAAUUAUUAUUACAGUCCUUAUCGCUGUAUGAACAAAGCUAUGGAUUCUUACAUCCAGAGACUGCAAAAUGUUAUUCGGCUUUGGCAAUGUUCUUUUAUCACAACGAGGAAUUGGAAUUUGCACUCGAAUUUCAGAAAAAAGCUGUUGUGUCUUUAGAAAGAACAUGUGGCGUCGACAGUUAUGAAGCAGUCCAUAGUUAUCUCCAUCUCGGUUUAUUUGAACACGCUGCUGGACACACGGAAUUAGGGUUAUGUUAUACGCGCCAUGCUAUGCAAUAUUGGGAAAUUAUUUAUGGUCCCUUUCAUCCAGAUGGAGCCACAGCUGAUCGAGCCAAAGAUACACAAGAGUGUGUAUUUGGACAAGAACAUGUUUUAACGGGUGAAUCAUAUCAUAUUCUCGCUAAAGCAUUGGCCUUGGCGGGAGAUUUCAAAGGCGCUUUAAAUGCUGAAAAAUCGGCAUAUAAAAUAUUCCUUUCAACUUUAGGAGCAGAUCACCUCAAAACAAAAGAAACAGAAUUUCUCCUCAAAGAAUGGACAUCAAGUGCAGUGCAAACUGCAAAGAUGGCGCUUCAAAAUUCUCAAGAAAAGCAAAAAAUAGUAGUUCCAAAAACGAAUCCGAUUCAACUAAAAACUCCACCCCAAUUAAAUGAUAUUACAACUGUUAAUAGAAAAAAAACUACAGAUAAAAACUUAAAACCUUAA
Molecule: messenger RNA, 3498 nt
Organism: Ambispora gerdemannii
Lineage: Eukaryota; Fungi; Glomeromycota; Glomeromycetes; Archaeosporales; Ambisporaceae
Source: the annotation of a GenBank genome assembly